Molecule: messenger RNA, 5085 nt
Organism: Gallus gallus (chicken)
Lineage: Eukaryota; Metazoa; Chordata; Aves; Galliformes; Phasianidae
Gene: NACAD
Product: NAC alpha domain containing
Exons: 9
Coding region: 106-4956 (1616 amino acids)
Biological process (GO): protein targeting to membrane
Cellular component (GO): cytoplasm; nascent polypeptide-associated complex
Source: RefSeq, a predicted model, not a curated record
GCCCGGCGCAGCCGCCUUCGUCCCGCAGAGCCGCGCCGCGCUGGGCCGGCUUGGGGUUGGGGUUGGGGUCCCCCCCCUGCACUGGGGUCCCCCGACCCCACCGCUAUGCCUGGAGAGACGGCCACGAGUCAGGGGCUGCAGCUGGAGGGAGCCCCCCCAGGGGACCCCGCUGCACUGAUGCCUGCCAAAGAGGAAGCCCGCCCGCAGCCCGAGGGGGCCAGCUAUGAUGCAGCUGAGCGCAGCCCCCCCUCCAAGGGCUGCCCCCCACCACCACCGCCACCUCCAUCGCUGCUCCCCGCUGACCCCCUGGACACUCGCAUCGUGAUGGGCGAGGAGACUCACUGCCCCCCUGAGCUGCCCCCUAAAACGCCCCCCCGGCAUCCUGAGCUGCCCCCCGCCCGCCUCGACCCCGACCUCUUCUUCACAGCCCCCUCCACUCCAGUGCGGACGGGGGGGCCCCGCUUGAAGCCUGAGGAGGAUGGAGGGGAUGUGGAGAGUGAGGGGCUGGGCUCGCCCCCCACCUCCCCAUCCGGCUCCUACAUGACGGCUGAGGGGGGCAGCUGGGGGUCCUCGGGCACAGCCAGCACGUCACCCUCCUGCUCACCCAACCUGCUGGCAGAGGUCCCUGAUGGUGAGCCUGGUCCAGCAGCCUUCAUCCGCCGCUCCUCGUCCUCCUCUUCCUCCUCCGAGGAUGAGGAUGUGGCCGUGACCUCCAUAGGGCAGGAGGAGGAGGAUGAAGAAGAAGAGGAAGAUGAUGACGAAGGCAGCGGGCAGGAGGAAGGCUUCAGGCUGCCCCGGUCCCACAUGGCUGCCCCUGGGCUCAUCCCUGCUGCACUGCUGCCCUUCCGUGGCAGCCUGCUUUUUGAGGCUGAGGCUGUGGAGAUCACCCUGGUGCCAGCCCAGGCAGCGGCCGACCCGCUCUCGGGUGAGGAUGAGGAGGCUGAAGAUAAUGAUGAGGAGGACGCCAGCACCUCAGCCUCCUUCCUGCGCUCACUCUCUGAAACCUCCAUCAACGAAGGGGUGGAUGAGUCCUUUGCCUUCCGUGAUGACACCUCAGCUUCCUCCGACUCGGCCUCCUAUGACGGCGAGGAGGAUGAGCGGCUCUAUGGCACUGAGCGCCACGCACUGGGGGGGGCCCAAAUGGCUGCCGCCACCACCCCUGGGGACACCGAGCCCUCCUCGGAGGCCUCUGGGGACAUUGAGCUGCACCUGCGUGGUGACACGGCCCAGUUGGAUGGGACUGGGGAGCAAGAGCGGGUGUCUCUGGGAGGGUCCCCACAGCAUGAGGUGGCCCUGAGCCCCUCAGUUCUGGAGCCUACUCAUGGCAGCGAGGACGAUGCGUGCAUGGAGGUGGGGAUGGAGCAGCAUGCUGCCCACCCGGAGGAGGAGGUCCCCAUUGAGGCCCUCACCACGGAAGCUGACAUAGAGCUGACGGAUGAGGCCCCCAUUGAGACCCUCACUGCGGGAGUCAACGUGGAACCAUCGGAUGAGGCAUCCAUCAAAGACCUUGCUACAGAAGUCUGUGUAGAGCCUGUGGUCGAAGCCUCCAUUGAGGCCCUCAAUGCAGAAGUCAGUGCAAAGCUGGUGGGUGAGACCUCCAUGGAGGCACUUGCGGAAGUCAGCAUGGAGCUGGUGGACAAAGCCCCCGCUGAUUCCCUCAAUGUGGAAGGCAACAUGGAGCCUGCAGAUGAGACCUCCACUGAGGCCUUCCCCACAGAAGUUGAUGUAGGACUGGUGGAUGAGGUCCCUGUUGAGGCCCUCUCUGCGGAAGUCAACGUGGAACGGAUGGAUGAGACCCUCAGCUCCUCUUCCUCAGAGAUGGAGGAAGCCUCUACCCUGGAGCCUGAUACCACGCAGGAGCUGGACCCCAUCCCAGAGGAAUGUCCUGCACCAGAGCCCCCUGUCCCCACAGAGCCACCGCUCCUGGAGGAGAUCCUGCAGGAGGAGGAGGUGCCACCAGCUCCCAUGAUAGAGGCUCAGCUGGAGGCCACCCCCGGUGCAGAGCUGGAGGCUGCAGCCAGUACCCUGCAGCCCCCCUGUGCUGGGGAGACCAAAGACCCCGAACUCAAUGGGCUGGGGUGGGACACCUCAUCCCUACCCACUGCUAAUGGUGACCAUGAGCUUGAUGCUGUCCCAGCAGAGAGCCCUGAGCCUCCGUGUCCACCUGAGCAAGGCGAUGACAGCGGGGAACCCCAGGAGGAUGUGGGUGGCCAUGGGGACAACAGGACAGAUGCCAUGCCUGCACCACUGGGGGCCCCCACCCUGGGUGGGGAUGUGCAGGACGAUGUCAUUGAGCAGCCCCUUGAGGAGGAUGCAUCCCUCUGUGAGGAUGGGGUGGCCUCAGGCAGUGAGUCCCCAGUGGUGGCACUGAGUGAUGGUGGCAGUGAGGUGACGCAGGGUGUGGAGGAGACUCUCAGUCCCGCACUGGGAGGUAUGGAUGAGCCAGAUGCUGCCUCUGAGGAUGAAGUCUCCAGCAAGGAUGUGGAGCAAGGCCAGAGCCCAGAGCCCACCCCUGCCUCUGAGGAUUCGUCCCCAGCACUGCUGGACACCUUGUGCUCCCACACCGACUCCAGCUUCUUCACCACCCCCCAGGACAGUGCGGGGGAAGCGGCUGCCCCUGGGGUCCCCUCUCCAGCCCCACAGCCCUGCCUGGCCCUCUGUGUGCUGCCCCCAGCCCCUGCACCCCCACCACUGCACUUCACUGCUUCAGAGCAAGAAGUGUAUGUGGGGACUCCCCCAGACCCCCUUGAACUGCUCCCACCACCCGGUGCCUUGUUGGAGAGUGCGGAGGACCGCCAGCAAGUGGCCUCCAUGCUGCAGGGGGUCUUUGGGGACCUGCCCACCCCAGGGAGCCCCAGCCAAGCCCCUGUGGAGCUGCCAUGUCCUCCCUGUGCUGAGGAUGAAGCUGCUGCACCUGAACCCAAAGAGACCCCAGAGCCCAGCGAUGCAGGGAGCAUCCAGUGUUCUCCCCCAGCCUCGCUGCAGCCAGACCCAGCCCCUAUGCAGGGCCAGGAGCCCCCCAUCAAGGAGUCCCUGCUCCUACUCAGUGAAGACCCCAAUGCCAAAGUCCUGCUGGAGGAGGAGCAUUCCCUGGCCCCCCCUGAGGAAGCGAAGGAGGAGGCAGUGAAGGCAGGAUCCAGCCCCAUGGAGGAGGUGGAAGAGGUGGUAGCAGUGGCAGGAUCCAGCCCCAUGGAGGAGGAGGAGGAAGAGGUGGUAGCAGUGGCAGGAUCCAUCCCACAGGAGGAGGAGGUGAUAGCAGUGGCAGGAUCCAUUCUGCAGGAGGAAGAAGACGUGGUGGUGGCGGCAGGAUCCAGCCCCGUGGAAGAGGAAGAGGAGUCGGUGAUGGUGGCAGAAUCCAUCCCUCAGGAGGAGGAAGAGGAGUCAGUAGUGGUGGCAGGAUCUGUCCCUCAGGAGGAGGAAGAGGAGGUGGUGAUGGUGGCAGGAUCCCUCCCUCAGGAGGAGGAAGAGGAGGUGGUGAUGGUGGCAGGAUCCCUCCCUCAGGAGGAGGAAGAGGAGGUGGUGAUGGUGGCAGGAUCCCUCCCUCAGGAGGAGGAAGAGGAGGCGGUAAUGGAGGCAGGAUCUGUCCCUCAGGAGGAGGAAGAGGAGGCGGUAAUGGUGGCAGGAUCCAUUCCUCAGGAGGAAGAAGAGGUAGCAGAAUCCAGCUCCAAGGAGGAGGAAGAGGAGGUGGUGGUGGCAGGAUCCAUCCCUCAGGAAGAGGAGGUGGUGAUGGUGGCAGGAUCCAGCUCCACACCUAGCCUUAAGGAUGAUCGUGAAGGCAUGGAAGCCACCCCCAGCAUCCCAGAGGCUGUUCUGCCCUUGGAACCCCCUCCAAAGCCCAGCUCCCCAGAGGACCCUGUGCCCCAAGAGCCCGCCAAGGCUGCAGUGCCCACUCCCAAGCUUGCAGUGCCCACUGAGGCUGUAGAGCCCAUUCCUAAGGCUGUGGCACCUGUUGCCAUCCCGCUGCCUGCUCCCUGCCCACCGCUCUCCAAACUCAUCCAAGUGCCUCCUCUCUCCUCCUCGCCACUGCCACGCUUGGAGGACACCUCAGGGCUCAGCGAGGCCACGCGGCCGGAGGAACGUCCAUCUGUCCUGCCGGCCUCCAGGAAGCUGCUGGAGGCCCCAGAGCCAUCCCCACAGAAGGAGAAGACGAGGGGCAGGAAGGCACCAGCUGGCAGUAAGGGUGCACGAGGGCUGGAGGCAGAAGGGGGACCCCGCCGUGCACCCCGGGGCUCAGUGCAGUCUGAAUCCAGCUCCUCCAGUGAGGCAGAGUUGCCCUACCGUGUCCCCAGCCCUGCUGAACACCUGCCUGCCAUCGCCCUGCUUGAGGACAAGGCAGCACCGCGGCAUGGUGAGGCCAACCAUAAAGGAUCGUGCAAUGAGUCUGAGAGCAAUGAUGAGUCCAUCCCGGAGCUGGAGGAACCGGAGGGUGCAGAGCCACAGCCGAUGCAGACCCAGGCGCCGCUCACCCACUCUCUGGGCACCGGGGAGGAGAGCAUCAGUAAAGCCAAGCAGAGCCGCAGUGAGAAGAAGGCCAGGAAGGCCAUGUCCAAGCUGGGACUGAGGCAGAUCCAUGGUGUCACCCGCAUCACCAUCCGCAAGUCCAAGAACAUUCUCUUUGUCAUCACCAAGCCUGAUGUCUUCAAGAGCCCUGCAUCUGACAUCUACAUCGUCUUUGGGGAAGCCAAGAUAGAGGACCUGUCGCAGCAGGUGCACAAGGCUGCAGCUGAGAAGUUCAAGGUGCCCAUGGAGCACUCCCCACUGAUCACAGAGACAGCGCCUGCGCUCACCAUCAAGGAGGAGAGCGAGGAGGAGGAAGAGGUGGAUGAGACAGGGUUGGAAGUGCGGGACAUAGAGUUGGUCAUGGCCCAGGCCAAUGUCUCACGUCCCAAAGCUGUGCGGGCACUCAGGCACAACAAUAACGACAUCGUCAAUGCCAUCAUGGAGCUGACCAUGUAGCGGCCGGCCCCGGCCCCCUGUAUAGGUGCACAGUUCUCCUCACCCUGAUGUCCCUCCUUGAGCCCCAUGCCUCUGCCUUGCCCGCCUCCUAAUGCUCAAUAAAUGGCCUCAUGUAUCACUUGGAUCGCA